AUGGCCCUGUCGAUUAAACAACAACUUCAGAAUCGGACGUGGACCAAGGGUUCAUACCUCAUAUCAACCGAUCGGACCCUGCUGCCCAUUCAAAAACUACAAGAGGUGUUUGCCUCUGAUGGCCUCUAUUGGGCCAAGCCGCUUCCUGCAGACGCUAUGCGUGAGAUGCUGGAGAGCUCGCUAUGCUUCGGCUUAUACGAGCAGUCCCAAUCAGACGAGACGGCCUCUUCUUCGCAGGCUCAGUUCAUCGGCAUAGCCCGCUGCAUUACCGACUAUGUCACCUUUAUAUACCUCACCGAUGUGUGGGUUGACCCCAAGUAUCAGGGGCAGGGGCUUGGAACAUGGCUGUUGAAGAGCAUCCAGGAGGUCAUCGAAGCAAUGCCUUAUCUGAGACGGAGCCUGCUGUUCACGGGGGACUGGGAACGGUCUGUGCCCUUCUACGAGAGAGUUAUGGGCAUGGAGGUGAUGCAAGGAGGGAAUGGACAAGGGUUGGCGGUUAUGGGAAGGAAGGGAAAGGGGCAUUCGAGUUAUGUGGAGGAUGAGAACUGA
Messenger RNA from Fusarium falciforme, 549 nucleotides. Its product is annotated as N-acetyltransferase domain-containing protein. The record is from RefSeq and is a predicted model, not a curated record. The coding region runs from base 1 to 549 and encodes 182 amino acids. The transcript has a single exon. NCBI's taxonomy places the organism in Eukaryota, Fungi, Ascomycota, Sordariomycetes, Hypocreales, Nectriaceae. Gene Ontology annotation, molecular function: acyltransferase activity, transferring groups other than amino-acyl groups.